Messenger RNA from Arabidopsis lyrata subsp. lyrata, 1357 nucleotides. Its product is annotated as UPF0725 protein At4g29550-like. The transcript has 6 exons. Lineage: Eukaryota; Viridiplantae; Streptophyta; Magnoliopsida; Brassicales; Brassicaceae. Bases 259 to 1290 code for a protein of 343 amino acids. The record is from RefSeq and is a predicted model, not a curated record.
CAAAUAGAGAGACAGUGAGAUCCCAAUAAACUCAUGAUUGGUGAUGUUGUAUAGAAACCGACGAAAUAGAAGAACAGAGAGAUCCAAUAAUCACAUGCCUUCGUGAGACCCACUUUCACCACUAGAGAGUCUAGAGAAACGAAAAAAAAAAUAUACUUAACACAUAUCCUACCGUGGAAAAGAAGGAACCUAGGCAUGGCGGAUUGGUCCAUUAAUAUGUUUUAACUACUUGUAGGAGUAGUUAACCUAGUAGGAGUCAUGGCGACGAAUGAACCACCUCCACAGCCGAGGCGAAAGGUCGAAAAAAUCACCCCGACGGACCAAGGUAAAUCGGUCGAGGAAGCCAACCGGACCUUGUAUAUAUUGGAAGAAGGAAGGUAUGUUCCUGUAAAAAAAGGAUCCGAAGGAGGUUACGUCUCACCAUCAGCAUGUGAUUCAGAUGAGGAUGUUGAUCAGGUUCUCGAAGAAGAGUAUCAUCGCCAACUUCGCGAAUCCGAUGGAUUUGACUGUGACUUAUAUAUACCAAAUGGUUCAGUGUUGCCGUAUAAAUGUGCUGAUCAUCAUCAGGAUGUGAUUGGCAUAUGUGCUAAGGUGGGACUUCAUUGCUACAAUUUUCAAAAGGGCUCAAACUUUCAGUUGUUGCGGCUAGAGAAAUAUAAUUCUAUGCUCACCGGAUUAGUGACUUACUUUAUAACUGCCCACGUUACAGAUCCAGCCACCAAUUCACCCUUUGUUUUCCAAACGUGUGUUACGCAAGCUUCGUGUUACUACAACGAAGAUUUUAGAAUAGAGACUCAAACUUGUAGGAUAAAACCCGAAACUACUCAAGGUUCUGAAGUCAAGGACGAGAAUUGUCAUGGUGAUUAUGAAGCAAUUGAUGAUUUCUACCAAGCUGAUCUACCUGAGUGGAUUCCGGAUGAUGCUUUAGCGCAAUCUAGCUAUAAGCAACCGGAGUUUUACGAGGUUCAAGACUCAGACAUUCGAGAAAAUGAUUGGCUUAAUUUGUAUGCUGACUAUGCGUUUUUUACGCUGUGGGAAAACGGCUUGACAAAGCUCAAGUUUGCUACGCCUCUGGAGAUCAAGAAGGCCGUUGUACAAACUCGUGAAACCAUGAAGCCAAAGGAAAAGCUCAAGGCCGGGAAUGCAAUCUUCUACAUCAGUUUCAGGGACUGUGGUCUGACCGAAGAGCACCGAGCCGUGGUAAGAAGAACCACAGAUGGGCAUCCGGAACACCUUUUUCUUGAAGUUAAGUGUCCGGUUGCGGACUUGUCGAGCUGCUCUAUUAACUAAAUUCUUCUGCUCUAUAUACCUUACUAUUGUUCCACACAAUUUCUAUCACUGGAUUUGUAAUACAGUU